CAUCCUGUAGCUGUGGCUGGCAUGUGGGCGUGUCCGGGGAGGGCUGGAGGGGCGGAGCCAGGUCUGCAGUAGACGUGCAUGGCACUAGUCGGGGACAGCUCAGCAGAGGAAGCCAGCGGAGGGUGCAGGGUGGGCGGCUGCAGCGGCUACUGAUGGUGGCGGAGCGGGAGGACAGCGACCAGUACCGACUACAGCGCGUGUGAUCCGGGCAUAGGAUGGCAGAGGGCGUCCAGGAGGGGAGCGGGAGCCCCGCGGCAGUGCCACCCCCCGUGCCCCCCGAGGAGCCGGGGAUGAUCAGUGUGGAUUUCGUCGGACUCUUCUAUCAGUUUGCCAAGACUUUCGUGCUGAUCUUCCCGGUGUACGUGCUGGGAUACCUGGGGUUAAGCUUCAGCUGGCUGCUCAUCGCCCUGCUCUGCCUUAUGUGGUUCAGGAAGAAUAAAGGGGGGAAGAGCUCCCGACUACACCGGGCGCUGGCAUUCCUGGAGAACGAGGAGAAGGCGGUGAAGCACAGCAUCAGCCACGCCGACCUGCCCGCUUGGGUCCAUUUCCCUGAUGUUGAAAGAGCUGAAUGGCUAAACAAGACGGUCAAACACAUGUGGCCCUUUAUCUGCCAGUUCAUAGACAAGUUGUUUAGAGAGACCAUAGCACCGGCGGUCAGAGGAGCCAAUGCCCACCUGAGUACAUUCAAUUUUACCAAGAUUGACAUGGGCACGCAGCCACUAAGGGUGAAUGGCGUCAAAGUGUACACGGAGAAUGUGGACAAGAGGCAGAUUAUCCUGGAUCUCCAGAUCAGUUUUGUAGGAAACACAGAAAUUGAUUUGGAGAUUAAAAGAUAUUUCUGCAGAGCCGGAGUGAAAAGUAUUCAGCUCCACGGUACAGUAAGAGUCAUACUGGAGCCAUUGCUUGGAGACAUACCAAUAAUCGGGGCACUGUCUUUAUUUUUCCUGAAGAAACCGCUCCUAGAUAUCAACUGGACAGGACUUACCAAUCUGUUGGAUAUUCCUGGUCUGAACGGAGUCUCUGAUACAAUAAUUUUGGAUAUUAUUUCCAACCACUUGGUUCUUCCCAAUCGCAUCACUGUUCCGCUUGUAAGUGACCUGCAGAUUGCACAGCUACGCUUCCCUAUUCCCAAGGGAGUUUUGAGGAUACAUUUUAUUGAAGCUCAGGAUCUGAUGUGGAAGGACACGUACAUGAAAGGACUUGUGAAAGGGAAGUCUGACCCGUACGGCGUCAUCAGGAUCGGCAAUCAGGUGUUCCAGAGCAAAGUUAUCAAAGAGAAUCUAAACCCCAAGUGGAAUGAAGUAUAUGAGGCCUUAAUCUAUGAGCACCCUGGCCAAGAGCUGGAGAUAGAACUCUUUGAUGAAGAUACAGAUAAGGAUGAUUUCUUGGGCAACCUUUUGAUCGAUCUGACUGAAGUGGAGAAAGAAAGAGUUGUAGAUGAGUGGUUUGUUCUCGAUGAAGCAACCUCUGGAAAACUCCAUUUAAAGCUAGAGUGGCUUACCCCUAAGUCCACCACUGAGAACCUGGACAAGGUACUGACCAGCAUUAAAGCUGACAAGGACCAGGCAGACGACGGCCUUUCUGCGGCUCUGCUUAUUCUCUACCUGGAUUCAGCCAGAAAUUUGCCUAAUAAUCCAUUAGAACUUAACCAGGAUGGCAUGAAGAAGUCUGCUCUUGACAAAGCUAAAAAGAUGACCCUAACCCGCGAUCAAGAGAUCUCAUCAGGAUGGAACAGCUCCGGGAAGAAAAUUGGCAGCACUCCUAAUCCUUAUGUGCUGUUUUCUCUGGGUCAUCAUGUCCAAGAAAGCAAGGUAAAACACAAGACCAUCGAGCCAGUGUGGGAACAGACGUUUACUUUCUUUGUCCACAAUCCUAAAAGACAAGACCUUGAAAUAGAAGUCAGGGAUGAGUAUCAUCAAAGUUCCAUGGGAAACCUGAAGAUUCCAUUGAGUCAGCUGCUGACAAAGGAAGACAUGACCAUCAACCAGAGGUUUCAGCUGAAUAACUCCGGUCCUAACAGCGUCAUCAACAUGAAGAUUGCACUAAGGAUCCUGUAUGUGGAUAGACCUGUGCGUUCUCCUGAUGAACAGCAUACCUCGCAAGUCAAGAGACCAUCAAUAUUCAAAGGGAAGUCAACUCCACCCACGCCAACCACACCAUCGGCUGUACCAGAAGUACAGAGGCCUGCGCAGAAGCCUCCACCGACACCUAAAAUGGAUACAAAUAAAAAGAUUGAAAAUGGGGAAAAAGAGAGUCCUAAGAAUGCUAGUCCUCAGAGACCAACCGAGCUGCACAAAAGCUCCUCCAGCCUCUCAGGUUCCAGCUUUACAUAUUCACCUUCACAUCUGUCUAUGAAGGAACCCACACCCAGCAUCGCCUCCGAUAUAUCUUUGCCCAUAGCCACACAGGAGCUCCGGCAGCGACUGCGGCAGCUUCAGAACGGGACAUCCUUGGGACAAUCCCCUCUAGGACAGAUCCAGUUAACUCUUCGUCACAGCUCUCACAGAAAUAAGCUGAUGGUUGUUGUACAUUCCUGCAGAAACCUUAUAGCAUUCUCUGAAGACGGGUCUGAUCCAUAUGUGAGAAUGUAUUUAUUACCAGACAAACGGCGAUCAGGAAGAAGAAAAACCCACGCGUAUAAGAAGACGUUAAAUCCUGUGUUCGAUCAAACAUUUGAGUUUAAUGUGUCACUGCCUGAUCUACCGAGGAGAACACUAGAUGUUGCUGUAAAGAAUAGCGGGGGAUUUUUAUCUAGAGACAAAGGUUUGCUUGGAAAGUUAUUACUCGAUCUAAAUGCAGAAGAAAUUGCCAAAGGUUGGACGCAAUGGUAUGACUUAACCGAGGACGGUCGGCCAUCAGCCUCUACCUAACUCUUCGGAGGCGUCACAAAACACCUCCUAUCUGCAACUACGUAUGAUCAGUGCAUCAUGCUCACAGGAUUUAUCAUAUAUAUAUUUUUUUUAUAGAACACUUAUUUCAUUACCCAACUUCGCACUCGGUUUUUAACUUUUUUUUAAUUGUUUUGCAGACUUUGGUAAAUCUUGUAAUUGGGCUUAAGUAGCUGUUCAGCUUUACCUUGUGUCUAAUAAUGUGCAAUAGGGUGUUUUAACUGCAUUAAAAUAUAAAGUAUGUUUAUCCUUUUAUAAACCCGGGAAAUGUUUUAGUUAUUUUUGUUUUGUUUUUUAUGUUUUGCUUACCGCUGGUGGAGUUUUGUACUUUGCCUAUGUGCACCAUGUAAAUAUGUACUAUUAUUAUAUUUUAUAUUAUUUGUC
This is a messenger RNA of Hyla sarda, 3272 nucleotides long. It is a transcript of the gene ESYT2, whose product is annotated as extended synaptotagmin 2. Gene Ontology annotation, biological process: lipid transport. The record is from RefSeq and is a predicted model, not a curated record. Gene Ontology annotation, molecular function: lipid binding. The transcript is spliced from 24 exons. Bases 216 to 2870 code for a protein of 884 amino acids. NCBI's taxonomy places the organism in Eukaryota, Metazoa, Chordata, Amphibia, Anura, Hylidae.